Molecule: messenger RNA, 408 nt
Organism: Lonchura striata (white-rumped munia)
Lineage: Eukaryota; Metazoa; Chordata; Aves; Passeriformes; Estrildidae
Source: RefSeq, a predicted model, not a curated record
AUGGCGGCGGCGGGCCGGUGGCGGGCCGGGCUGGCCGUGCUGGCCGUGGCGCUGGGGCUCGGCGGGGCGGCGGCCGAGCAGACCGAGGAGCACCUGAAACGGGAGCACUCGCUGUCCAAACCGUACCAGGGUGUGGGCUCGGCCAGCUCGGGGCUCUGGGACCUGCUGGGGAACGCCAUGGUCAUGACCCAGUUCAUCCGCCUCACCCCCGACGUGCAGAGCAAGCACGGAGCCGUGUGGAACCGGGUGGUGAGCGGGGCACCGGGAGAGCGGCGGGGACGGGGGGACCGGCAUGGUCCGGGGAGAGGGCUGGGAGUGGAGGGAAAUGGGGAGAGGGUCGGCAGAGGGAUUCCCAAAUUGGGAAUUGGGUUCCGAAACUGGGAAUGGGAUUCCCAAAUUGGGAAUCGG